UAUUUCUCCAUAAAAAUCACAAAAAGUACCUGAAUCUCCUUUAAAAUUAAUGAAAAAUGUCAAAAACCGAGGCGAUAAAUGAAAAUUUAUCAGCUUUUUGUCGAAUUUGCUUGAAAAUACCAAAUUCCCGACAGAUAACUGGCCUUUUUGAUACUAAAGAAGACAUCAUUCCAGCAUCAGUUAUUUCGAAUUUAGCCAAUAUUGAGGUCUUAAAAGGAGAUGAACUGCCUCAAAAUCUUUGUAAUGUGUGUUGGAAGCGAGUUUCAAGCACUUUGGGCUUCGUCAAAGAAAUUCAGGAGAGCGAUAAAUGGCUGAGAAUGCAAUUAAAAGUCAAAUCUGAGGCGGAAGAGGCAAUUUUAGUGGAAAAUAUCAAAGAAGAAGAGCCUUUCGACAUUGUUGAAGAUGAAAUUUUCGAAAAAAAGCCCAAACCAAAGUCAAAAUCUCAUCAAGAGCCGCGUUGCUGUAUGUGUCGCUUCAUUUGUUCGUCCCCUGAAGCUCUCGAGCAUCACGUAAAAACAUCACAUCCGGACCCAAAACACAAAAAUAUCGAAAAUCACAAAGCCAUCACGUGCAAUUUUUGCUACAAAGGCUUCCAAAAUCAUCGUUCCUACGCGGAUCACUUCCGAAAACCCUACAUCGAUCGUGUUCAUCAGUGUUCCCAAUGCGGACAAACUUUCGCCUAUGCCAGUGACUUGCAGCAUCACGAAUUAACUCACGUCGAAACGAAAAAUAUCGAAUGUCCCGUGUGUCAAAAACGUUUCCGGGCGCCCAAAAACCUGCGACGUCACAUGAAAACGCACGACGACUCGAGCAAAAUGCGAUGCGAUUUGUGUGGCGCCCUUUUUGCCGAAAAGAAACAACUGGAAUAUCACAUAAAAUCGCAUAUUAACGCGCGGGAUUGCUUGUGCACGGUUUGCGGCAAAGGAUUCGUUCACAAUAAUUUGCUGAAACUUCAUAUGAGGAAACAUACGGGCGAAAGACCUCACAAAUGCGAUAUUUGUGGCAAGGCUUACAAGCAUAAUACGGAUUUGAGACGACAUAAGUACGAGCAUGAAGGCGUUAAACCGUUCAAAUGUGGAUUUUGUGAGAGAACUUUUUAUCAAAGGUCGAAUAUGAAGGUGCAUGAACGAGUUCACACAGGAGAUAUGCCAUUUUCGUGCAGUUUGUGCGGACAAAAGUUCAAGUUUUAUGCGCAUUGGAAGACGCACGAGAAGAAACAUCAAGAGAGAGUGACGGAAAUUAUGGUUACGAGUUGAAAUGAGAUAUUA
Culicoides brevitarsis is the source of this 1268-nucleotide messenger RNA. Its product is annotated as zinc finger protein 771-like. Lineage: Eukaryota; Metazoa; Arthropoda; Insecta; Diptera; Ceratopogonidae. The record is from RefSeq and is a predicted model, not a curated record. Bases 57 to 1256 code for a protein of 399 amino acids. Gene Ontology annotation, cellular component: nucleus. Gene Ontology annotation, molecular function: zinc ion binding. The transcript has 2 exons.